AUGCGCCUCCUCCCAGCCCUGUGCUACGCCGCCUCGGCCUCCACGGCGGCGGCGGCGGCCUGCACGCCGCGGCCGUGGAGCACAUUUGCGCACCACACCAUCUUCAAGGCGCCCGCGAAGACGCGGCUUGUGUACCCGCGGCAGGCGGAGCUGUCGGACGGGCGGCUGAUCGUGACGGCCAGCUUCUUCGGCGGGCCGUCGCCGGCCUACUUCCCCGUCUUCGAGAGCACCGACGGCGGCGCCACGUGGGCCUACAUCUCCAACAUCACGGACCAGGUCAACGGUUGGGGCAUGCCUGCGCAGCCGGCGCUGCUGGAGCUGACCGAGAAGAUCGGCGACUAUGACGUGGGAACCGUCCUGGCCUCGGGCAACAGCUGGAGCAACAAUGGCACGCGCAUCGACGUCUACGCCAGCAGGGACAAGGCGCGCACGUGGGAGUUUGUCAGCCGCGUGACCGAGGGCGGCAGGCCCAACACCACCAACGGCGCCACCCCGGUCUGGGAGCCGUACCUGAUGCUCUACGACCACAAGAUCGGCGCAUUCUACUCGGACCAACGCGACCCCAAGCACGGGCAGAAGCUGGCGCACCAGACGUCCACGGACCUCAAGACCUGGGGCCCCGUGGUCAACGACGUGGCGUGGCCCGAGUACAUGGCGCGGCCGGGCAUGACGGUGAUCGCGUACGUGCCGCCCAUCAAGAAGUACAUACUGGUGUACGAGUACCCGAUCGGCAACCAGUCGUCGCACGGCUCCCACUACCCGGUGCACUACCGGCUCGCCGACUCCCCGCUGCUCUUCGACGGCGGCGACGACUACCCCAUCGUCAUCGACGGCAACUUUGCGCCCAACGCGUCGCCGUACGUGGUCUGGACGCCCGAGGGCGGGCCCAACGGGACCAUCAUCGUGUCCGACGCCGACUACGACGACCUGUACACCAACACGGCCGGCGGCGACCCGGACAGGUGGGUGCGCAACGGGACGCCGCAGCCGGGCGCCUACAGCCGCUCGCUGCACGUCUUCAACGGCCGGCCCGACCGCCUGGCCAUCAUCGGGGGCGACACCUUUGACGGCGCCGUUCCGGACCUGACGCUGAGUGUUGUCAGCGUCAAGGCGCUGCUCGCCAACAAGACGGACACGCCCCACAUCGCGGGGAAGUAA
Messenger RNA from Gaeumannomyces tritici R3-111a-1, 1158 nucleotides. RefSeq names its product BNR/Asp-box repeat domain-containing protein. Lineage: Eukaryota; Fungi; Ascomycota; Sordariomycetes; Magnaporthales; Magnaporthaceae. The coding region runs from base 1 to 1158 and encodes 385 amino acids. The record is from RefSeq and is a predicted model, not a curated record. The transcript has 2 exons.